Messenger RNA from Paramecium primaurelia, 743 nucleotides. The record is from the annotation of a GenBank genome assembly. Lineage: Eukaryota; Ciliophora; Oligohymenophorea; Peniculida; Parameciidae.
AUGAAGAUCCAAUUAAAAUGUUAAAAUUUUAAGUAAUAUUAUUUCUCUUUAGGAGUUUUUUAACUAUUUUAUUCAACACUUCACUAAUAAUUGUUUAGCACAUUAUUAUAAUUUCCAAUUUACAACUUUGAUUCUCUUUUUGAAAUAAUUAAUCGUAUUUCUGCAUUAGGGAGCUUAAUAUUUUUAGUUCAAAUCCUUCUUAAAUUGCUUUCCAUCACAACAUCUAAAAUUAAAGAUAAACAAAAAUGGAAGUAUUUCUUUUAAGAUACUAAAACUGAAUUUUGGCAGCUAAUUACAAACCAUUUCAAAUUUAUAGAACUGUAUUCUAUAAUACAAUUAUAACUGAAUUCAUAAGGUAUCCUGAAGCAUAAUCAGUUUUACUUUCAAUGUAGUCUUUAUUUUAUUAAAUCUACUUGAUUCUCUAUACACCUAUAUGAUCUAAUUUUGAAUAAGCAAAAUUACUAUGUAGAUAAAUUAUACUUUUAAUCAACACAGGAUCAUUUUUAAUUUAUUCCUUAGAAUUAAAUGAUGAAUAAUAUUUGCUCUAUGGAUGGUUGCAUAUAUCUUUGUUUUGUUUUUUAAUGGGCUCUACCUUAAUUAUUGAAAUUCUAUAAUAAGGAUAAAAAGCCUAUUAUAUCCAUUUAAAGAAAAUAUAAACUUAAGAGAAAAUAAAUAGAGAGAGUUAUUCAGAAAAUCCAUUAUAAAAAUUUGUAGAAGUAAAAAAUUUAGACAUGAAAAAAUGA